Oncorhynchus mykiss (rainbow trout) is the source of this 981-nucleotide messenger RNA. RefSeq names its product gamma-crystallin M3-like. Gene Ontology annotation, molecular function: structural constituent of eye lens. The record is from RefSeq and is a predicted model, not a curated record. NCBI's taxonomy places the organism in Eukaryota, Metazoa, Chordata, Actinopteri, Salmoniformes, Salmonidae. Gene Ontology annotation, biological process: lens development in camera-type eye; visual perception.
AAAUUUGAGAGAAAUGCGUUUCUUGUGCAUAUGGAACAUUUCUGGGAUAUUUUAUUUUAACUCAUGAAACAUGGGACCAAAACUUAAUGUUGGGUUUAUAUUUUUGUUCAGUAAUACUUCCAGGGACACUUUAAUCUAAAUGACCUUCAACAUUGCUUUUAAGGCAGAAAAUUCAAAUUUUGCCCCCCGUUUGACUGAACAUAAUAACCCUUUCCCGUCUGUGGUGACAAAGAGUUGGAGCAACCAUAGCAAAGCAUGCAGCUGACUCAUGUGUUUAAUACAAUGGAACCAGAGAUUCGUUGGGUGUCACAUCAGGUAUAAAACAAGCUGCAGACUAGCACAGCUGUAGCAUUGCUCAAAAUAACCGUAAACAUGCACGGAAAGAUCAUCUUCUUCGAGGACAAGAACUUCCAGGGUCGUUCCUAUGAGACCAGUCAGGACUGCCCUGACAUGUCCUCCCAUCUGAACAGGUGCCACUCCUGCAGGGUUGAGAGUGGCUGCUUCAUGGUCUACGAUCGCCCCAACUUCAUGGGAAACCAGUACUUCAUGAGGAGGGGCGAGUACUCUGACUACCAGCGUAUGAUGGGAAUGAACGACUGCAUCAGGUCCAGCCGUAACGUCCCCAUGCACAGAGGAAACUACAAGAUGAGGAUCUACGAGAAGGAGAACUUCGGAGGUCAGAUGCACGAGAUGAUGGACGACUGUGACUCCAUCCAGGAGCGUUACCGCAUGUCCGACUGCCAGUCCUGCAACGUGAUGGACGGCCACUGGCUGAUGUAUGAGCAGCCCCACUACAAAGGCAGACAGAUGUACAUGAGGCCUGGAGAGCACAGAAAUCUCAGGGAGAUGCAGGGACACAAUGGAAUGAAGUUCAGUUCCAUCAGAAGGAUCACCGACUCCUGUUAAAUUCACAGGACCACUUGUUCAAUGAAACAGUUGAUUUUAUAAUAAAAAUGUGUUUUUCUUAUUUAAUAUCAAGUA